Lutzomyia longipalpis is the source of this 665-nucleotide messenger RNA. RefSeq lists its product as uncharacterized. The record is from RefSeq and is a predicted model, not a curated record. NCBI's taxonomy places the organism in Eukaryota, Metazoa, Arthropoda, Insecta, Diptera, Psychodidae. The transcript is spliced from 2 exons. The coding region runs from base 174 to 437 and encodes 87 amino acids. Gene Ontology annotation, biological process: 2-oxoglutarate metabolic process.
GACGUCUCUCAAUGAGUGGGUCAGUCAAAAAUUGACAUCCGGAACUUUCUCUUUCCAGAACAAACAAAUUUGCUUUUUUUGCCCAAAAACCAGGGAAAUCUUUCGUGUUUCACAUCGUAGAGUCCUCAGAGACAUUGCAGAGGACACGUUUGUGUAGAAAUCUUUUGGUAAAAAUGGUUUAUUCAAGUGUUGUACGAAGUGCAAUCCCAAAGCGAAUUCCCACGAUAAAGUUCCGAAAGGGUGGCGGAAAUGGAAUUUCAUCGGCAUCUGAGGGCUUCCUGGCAGCAUCGGCAGCUGCAACAAAGACCUCAGCGGGGAAUCAGAAUGCAACCAUUUCGAGGCCUACAAUUGAGGAUUGGCAACUGCCACGACGCUACUGGCGCAAGGAGCUCGAUGACAAGGAGAUAGAGUACAUCAAUCGUGGUGGACCUGAGUAAGACAACAAUCCAGUGGUAGAGUGCGGUGGAAAAUAUCCUGCGUUAAUCCACAAUCCCGGAUGCCCGGGGGUGGUAGCUGCUGUAAAUGUGACAUUUUUGGGGGUUUGGCUCCCUCCAGGGGUCAUCUAGUCAACCGGAGCAAUGGGUGGGGAUGCGUAGGAACCUUGAGAAUCUUGAGUAUCACAUACUUUGUUGAAAUUAUGCCCCAAAUAAAUGUAAAUAAGUAAA